Nerophis lumbriciformis (worm pipefish) is the source of this 2102-nucleotide messenger RNA. It is a transcript of the gene muc13b, whose product is annotated as mucin 13b, cell surface associated. The record is from RefSeq and is a predicted model, not a curated record. Lineage: Eukaryota; Metazoa; Chordata; Actinopteri; Syngnathiformes; Syngnathidae.
AUCAGCCAAGCUUGGAGGGCAUUGAAGACUCGCAGCUCUUCUCACUUUAUUACAUUUAGGACUUUUUUACUUCCACCAUGGGGCCACAAUUGAAACGUCUCUUUGUCUUUUGCCUCAUCGCUGCCUGGAACAAACCUACUACAGUCACUGCCGCCGACCCAGCUAACCCUACAGAACCUACUCCAGUCCCUGCCAUCGACCCAGCUAGCGCUACAGAACCUACUCCAGUCCCUGCCACCGACCCAGCUAACGCUACAGAACCCACUCCAGUCCCUGCCACCGACCCAGCUAACGCUACAGAACCCACUCCAGUCCCUGCCACCGACCCUACAGAACCUGUCAGUCCAUCCAUUCAUCCUUCAUCCCCAAAUUCAGUGGCUCCAUCGAGUAAUCCUCCAACAGUUCCUCUGACCACAGAAGUUCCAGGUAUUUGCGACUCUCACCCUUGUGGCCCCGGGAGCACCUGUGAGGCUCGUGUCAACGAAACGUUUGUAUGCUUGUGCAGGGCUGGGGAAUUCUACAAUGGAUACGGUUGUCAGAGCGCUCAAGUUUUCCCUGGACAACUGCAGGUGCCCUCAUUAACAUAUGUUGAGGAAAUGGCAACCAAAACAUCAGACGCAUUUGCCGACGCCGCAAACCAAAUUACUGAACAGCUAAGGUGUUCAUUCAGAGACAUUUCUGGCCACAUUUCCAGUAAUGUGCUGGAACUCAAGCGCUUGGAAAACAAGCGAUCAAAUUCAAGCGGCGUCAACGCGGCUGUAGAGCUCUUUUUCCUUGUGACUCUUCCUAUCACGACACAGACGUUUGAUGACGUCAUGGCGAAUGCUUCCAAAUGCGUCAACUGCAUUCUGGCCAAUUCCACCUUUUCUAAGAGCGACCUGUGUCUUAAGAACCCCUGCCAGAAGGAAACAUCGUUGUGUUCGGCUGAAAAAGGCUUCCUGAAGUGCGCCUGUGCGGAGGGUUACAUUGAGACCGACUUCAGCGAGAGGAUGUGUGUCGCUUGUCCAAGUGGCCAGAAACCAAACGGAUCUCAACAUUGUAUGGAUUGUCCAUACGGUCAGUCUGGUUUUAACUGCAAUGAAAAAUGGCAGCUGGCGUUGGUGGUUGUCGGCUCCGUGUUAGGAGGGCUGUUGCUCAUCUCGACCAUCGUUCUGAUCGUCAUGUCUUGCAAAUCCACGAAGAAAACGUCCAAGAAACACAAGAGGUCGAACGCGGAGGAGAAUCAGAAAUUGGGCCACUCCUAUAAUGAUAAGCACCCGCUGGUUGACAGCCCCCCAGCCAAUAGGCAGCCCCCGCCAGUAAAGACAGAAUCAGCAGACCACGGCCUGAAACCUUUCCCAAGCGGUGGCGUGCCCAGGAUCCCGCGGGCCACGGCCUCCACCGCCUGGGACAACGGGACCAACCUGGAGAUGACGCAGAGCAAUGGCCGCCACAACGCGAUGGCCGGGGGGAAGAGUUCGUGGCUCAAUGACCACUCAGACAGCACGAGCGGCAGCCCCUACCAGCAUCCUCGCAACCAGACCAGCUCGUACGACCAGACUCGAGCCGCAAGCAACUCCUAUGCAGAUUCGCGACCUUUGAACAACCCGUACACUCAGGAUCGGCCUCAGCUGAAUCCGUACGCUCGGAACCAAGGCCAGAGCAAUGGCAACUACUCGCACGAUGACGGGAGACCCUUCAAUUACUGAGGCUUUGACGCACAACCACAGUUCAGGGAUUGUGCAAUGCUUUUAAAUAAAUGUCAGGGUGCUGAACACAUCACCAGGGGGAACGCCAGUGUGGUUUGUUUUAUGGAAACAUAUUUAACUUUUAUUUGUGUCAUGUGUUUGUAGAUUUUUUUAAUUCAGUGCCUUUGUAACAGGUUUAGAUUUAUAUGGCGCUUUAUGAAUAAUAUACCCACUCGUAAGUAAAAUGUUCAAAUGUUUCUUCUUAAUGUUCUGUCAUCUGUAAUUCUGGGUUAGAUAUUUCAAGCUAGUUAGGUUUUGUGUCAUGUGAGAGAAUAUUUUGUCCACUGGGAGCUUUUUGAACGUCAUCCACAUUCAAUUUAAUGUUAUGUAUGUCCUUGUCUAUUUUUUUAGCAUCGCUUAUCAUAUCCGAGAUAU